Messenger RNA from Sebastes umbrosus (honeycomb rockfish), 1894 nucleotides. It is a transcript of the gene yipf2, whose product is annotated as Yip1 domain family, member 2. Gene Ontology annotation, cellular component: Golgi apparatus; membrane. Lineage: Eukaryota; Metazoa; Chordata; Actinopteri; Perciformes; Sebastidae. The record is from RefSeq and is a predicted model, not a curated record. Bases 435 to 1388 code for a protein of 317 amino acids. Gene Ontology annotation, molecular function: small GTPase binding. Gene Ontology annotation, biological process: vesicle-mediated transport. The transcript has 9 exons.
UUACGUGGUGACGUGUACCGGAAGUCAUGCUGACCAGGUCCAGAGCAGCAAACUGACAGACACAACGGUGUCGCUAGUUAUUAAAGACAGGUGUUAGCAGUGUGUGGGACUACUUUCUAUCGGUUUAUUAAACCUUCACGGACUGCGUUGUCAUUUAUGUAAGUCAGCUACCUUUCACAUGUUCAAACUAAUGAGUGGGAGGGCGACUUUAGCCUAACGUUAGCUGCUAUUAGCUAGCUGUCAUCACCAUCAUCAUCAUCAGGAACAUCCUGCUGCGGGCAGGUAGGUUUAACUGUCUCUGGGUGGAGGACAAAGCUACGGGCAGGACUGUAACUUGUCUUGAUGACAUUUUGACAUUACUGAACUUUUAACUGUAUAUUACAAUUAACUUGAUAGGUCUUCGUGGAUGAGGUUGCUGUUGGAUCACUGAAGCAAUGGCCAGUCCUAAUGAUCUACAGUUCCAAGAGUUUGAGGAAGCAGCAGAGCUGUUGUCUGCAGACCCGGGGGCCUCCACACUCAGUAUGUCUGCCUCCAACACCAGCAGCACCACUACAGCAGCAGCAGCAGCAGGAGGAGGAGGAGGAGGAGGAGGAGGAGGAGGAGGAGAGGAUGUCAAACUAGACCUCUCGGAUGAUGAGGAGGGUCAGGAGGAGAGUUCAGAGCUGUUAGGAGGACAGAAACCAACCAGUGGCUUCUGGACCUUCGAGUACUAUCAGUCCUUCUUCAAUGUUGACACAAUGCAGGUACUGGACAGAGUGAAGGGGUCAGUGAUGCCAUUACCUGGAAGAAACUUUAUCAAACACCACCUCAGGAGUAACCCAGAUCUAUAUGGUCCAUUCUGGAUCUGUGUGACACUGGUGUUCUCAGUAGCCAUCAGCGGGAACUUGUCCACCUUCCUCAGUGAGAUGGGAAACUCCUCCUACCACUACAGACCACAGUUCCACAGAGUGACCAUAGCUGCAGUAGUGAUCUUCAUGUAUGCCUGGCUGGUGCCGAUCGGUUUAUGGGGUUUCCUGACCUGGCGGCAAGGGACUGAGAGGCAGAUCGGAGGUUAUUCCUUCCUGGAGACCGUGUGCGUCUACGGCUACUCCCUCUUCAUCUAUAUCCCCACCUCGGUUUUGUGGAUCAUUCCAUAUGAGUGGUUGCGCUGGACACUGAUCCUGAUCGCCAUGGUGAUCUCUGGCUCAGUCCUGGUCCUCACCUUCUGGCCCGUCGUCCGUGACGACACCAAGGUGAUGGCAGUGGCUACCGUCGUGACCAUCGUGGUUUUGCAUACGCUGCUGGCUAUCGGCUGUAAGAUGUACUUCUUCCAGACAGCAGUCCACCUACCAUCACCGACCACUACAUCCCCUCCGAUUCACACAACACUGACCACCAAACCCCACUGACCAACAGAAAGGAGUGCUGGCAGCAGGGAGAGAGGAAAUGAAGGAUGUAUCUGUUGUGUUUGGGAAUCACAUGCAGAUAUGAAACCAUGUAUAGACAGGCGGUUGAGGCAAUGUUGAUUAUUGCUAUUGCGUGAUCUGUUUAAUGCUCAUGUGAUGAAGGGCUGGGAUGGAUGGAUGGAUGGAUGGGUGUGUGUGUGUGUGUGUGUGUGUGUGUGUGUGUGUGUGCGUGCGUGCGUGCGUGCGUGGUUGUUUGUCUAAUUUAUCCUGAGGUAGUUCUACUGUAACUGAAGUAGCACUCGUUCACUGCAAUACUUGUACAUUUCUACUGUGAUGUUUCGGGAUGUGGUUGCAUCAGUCUAGCAUGGCUUCUCUAACACUGUGAUUUCCCCUCGAAGAUUCAUACACAAGUUUAGAAGAAGAAGACAUUAAGAAUUACUCAGUAGAGUAUCAGUAGAAGGGAAAAACUGUAAGACUUCUAAACCAAAUACAAUCAUGAAACCAUGCUG